Molecule: messenger RNA, 1856 nt
Organism: Moneuplotes crassus
Lineage: Eukaryota; Ciliophora; Spirotrichea; Euplotida; Euplotidae
Source: the annotation of a GenBank genome assembly
AUGAGCAAUCAGCAGAAUUACCAAUAUUACUCAAGCAAUGCAACUCCAGAGCCGAAGAAUAUCCUCAAGAGAGGAUAUCAAUCAAAAUUAAAAGCGAAAGCGACCAAUAAGUUAGCUAAUUCUGGAAAUUUUACAUCCCGAGGCUUUCAAGGGCACUUAACUGCUGAAAAUUCCUAUCAGAAGGACUUUAAUAGGACAUUUCAGUGUAGAAGGCCUCGAAAGUCUUGAAACAAAAUAAAAUAUAAAGUAAUCAAGAAUUCAAAAAGACAUCAUAAAGGGAUCAAACUAAUAAGGACCUCCUUAAAUCUCGCUGUAACCUCUUGGUCAACCAAGGAGUUUUCAAGGUUUGCGACUAAGCAGCGGGUUAAUAAGGAGAAGUCCAAGGUGUCUCUUUUCAGCAAGAUAAAGGCCCAUUCAAAGUCUAUAAAUAAAUCCAACUUCUGCCUUGCAAAAUUUGGGGAACGCUCGUCUAUAUCAAACAUUUCACAUCAGGACGAGCAGCGACCAUUGAAAGGAGCCAGUACGAACGUUUUUGAGGACGAGGCAGAUAUUUCUGAAGGCCUUCCAGAGCUUCAUGAUAGCCCAGAUCCUAAACUAAAGAUCAACAAAUCCGAGAAAUAUGAGCCUUAUAACAAGACAAAUAGAAGUUAUGGGAAAUAGUGAUGCCAUAGAGAAUUCCAUUGAGAGGAUCACUAGGGAUGAACCCUCUGUCAAAAUCACUGAAGGACUGAGCGACACUGGAAGUCUAUACUUUAAGACAGCUUCGAACGCUAUUUCUAGAGAAAAGGAGAUUACUACAAAUGUUACAGAGACAGAUAGAAGGCACUCUACUAGAAUGUACUCUAAACUGAAGCAGCUGAGAGAGAAAGCCCUCCUUGGCUUUCUCCCAGACCAGCAGCUUAUGUUUGUGCUGAGAUCUAACUCCGAGACUUUUUCAAAAUAUAUAAACUUAGCUGAUUUAUUUCAUCGCAACCAGGAAAUAAAUUCACCGCCUUCUAAAACCAGGGCUAUCGACUCAAAAGGAGUUAUUGGUGGCAAAAAAAUAGAUUUAAGCUGAAGUAAUUCAAAUGACAAGAAUAACUCUAAGACUGAGUGUGUUUCUCAUUCUGAAGAACAGAAGGGUCAAGACAUUUUAAAUCUGCCAUAUAACUCCGACCAGAAUGCCUCUGUUGAUAAAAGAUCAAGAAAAGCCUCCUGAAAGGCUAAUGAUUCAUUGAAAACCCCUGAGUAUAAUAUUUUGACUAAGAAAAUGAGUCGCAAGGCUCCUCUUCUUGGGUCAAACAAGAAGUCUCCAGGGCUAGUAGCCCUGGAUAUGACUCAGAUUAAUCAAAAUUCAUCAGAGGAGCUUAGCCCUUCUGACCAGAUCCAGAUACCCUUGCCAUCAAUGACUUGUUCUAAGCGUCUGAAUCAUGUUAAAAGCAGCCUAAAUUUCUCACAUGCUGUCGAGCAAUCUCAGAAUGGUGGAGAAUAUUUAUUGGGCUUAAGUCACUCCAAACCAACAGUUAAAAAAUGCCAUUCGAUAAGGAAAAAGAACCAAAAUUGCUCCUUAGGAAUGAAAAAUAGCAAAAGUUUUAAAAAUUUCAAACUGGGAUUGAUGCUUUCAGCACGAGUCUUCAAACCAGAGAGAAAGAGGUAUAAUGAUCAUAAAGAAGAUUUACAUCUACAAAUAAAACAGCUGAAGGAUCAACUUAUUGAAAAAAACCAGGUCAACAGUAACCUUUCAUCUGAGUUAGAUCAACUUCGUACUGAAAAUAGCGAGCUUCGGGAGUAUGUAAAUGACCUCCUCAUCCAUGAAAUCCAUCAGCUGUAAGAAGGAUCCUUACAAAGCCUUUAAGGUAUUUUUCAUAAGACAUUUU